Messenger RNA from Saccoglossus kowalevskii, 1026 nucleotides. RefSeq names its product protein jagged-1b-like. The record is from RefSeq and is a predicted model, not a curated record. NCBI's taxonomy places the organism in Eukaryota, Metazoa, Hemichordata, Enteropneusta, Harrimaniidae.
AUGCCGACUAGAGAUAAGAAUGACGAAAGAAGUACAUUUAACCGGCGUCGAAAAUUUAUCAUACUUGGAGUUCUAUUUGGUUUUGGAGUCGCAUCUCUGGCAAUAGCAAUUGGUCUUACAAAUGUAAAAUAUGAUGGACUCCUCAAUACAACAGAAGCCAAUAUGACAACCCUUCAGAUGAACUCGACAUACAGUCCGUGCUUAGAUGACUCAUGUCUGAAUGGUGGUACUUGUAGCGGUUCAAUGGAUGUCUUUACUUGUGAUUGUGUUGAUGGUUAUCAUGGAGCGACAUGCCAGGAAGAUACAGACGAAUGCAUAUCAAGCCCAUGUCAAAUGAACGGUACUUGUGACGAUAGAAUAAAUGGCUAUGAAUGUCAAUGUAGUGACGGGUAUGAAGGUUUUCACUGCGAGAUUGAAACAAAUGAGUGCCAGUCAAAUCCAUGUCAUAAUGACGCUCUCUGCGUAGACCUAUUCAAUGGAUAUUGGUGCGAUUACUGCUGGAACUAUGAUAUAUGUUUUGGUGGUGUUUGUAUCAAUGAACCAGCGGGUUCAUUCACAUGUGAUUGUUCAGCAGAAGGUGAACUGGUAAAUAUAGCAUUGGGGAAAACAGUCACACAAAGUAGUACAGCUAACGAAAACGGAAUAGCAGAACAUGCGGUUGAUGGCGACAAAUCUGGAAAUUGGUUAGAUAAUAGUUGCAGUCACACAAGUGGCUUGUACAACGAGCCAUGGUGGAGAGUAGAUUUGGCAGAAAUACACUGUAUUUCACGAGUAGUUAUCACUAACAGACAAGAUUGUUGUAGUCACAAAAUAGAGACGGCAGUUGUCCUGAUUACUAAUACUGUUGACGAGGUGGACGCUAUUCAGUGCGGUUCAGCGAUAGACCAAGCUACUGCGUUGCAAGCGACGAUUUCAUUUGAAUGUGAUGAAAAUACGCUCGGUCGCUAUGUUACUGUUGACAAAACCGAAACACCAGUUGUCCUACAUAUGUGUGAAAUAGAAGUGUUUGCUCCCAUGAUGUUAUAA